CAUCAUCAAUAUAAUUGUUUAAAAUACCUACAGGAAACACUUCACACCCACAGUUGUAGUGAUGAAUCCGUGGAAGAUGCUGAAGCUUUGGAAAAUGGAAACAGUGGAGCUGGCAAAGACAUGACAACUCAGAAGAAUGAAAACCUCCUCUUGAAUCGGCCCUUGAUGUCAUCUAUCAUAAUUUACUGUGUUUUCUCACUUCAUGAUAUUGCUUAUCAAGAGGUUUUCUCAUUAUGGAGUGUCAGUCCUCGAAAGCUGGGGGGGUUGAACUUCUCAACAAAUGAUGUUGGCAAUGUUCUUUCAAUAACAGGUGUUGCAAUGAUCAUUUACCAAAUUUCGGUCUAUCCAUUUGUGGAAAGAGCUUGUGGACCUGUUGGAAUUGGCCGCAUUACAGGGAUGUUAUCAAUACCUCUUUUGCAAAGCUACCCUUUCAUAGCAUUGUUGUCAGGUGUUGCACUAACCAUAGUCAUAGUUACUGCUUCAAUUCUAAAGAAUAUUCUGUCUGCCACCAUUAUAACUGGUUUGUUCCUCCUACAAAACCGAGCAGUGGAGCAACACCAAAGAGGUGCAGCUAAUGGCAUUUCCAUGACAGGCAUGUCCCUAUUCAAAGCUAUUGGUCCUGCUACAGGUGGUGCAGUAUUAACUUGGUCACAAAAGCGGAUGGAUGCUUCAUUCCUCUCAGGCACCAAUAUGGUGUUCUUUGUCCUGAACAUAAUUGAAGCAAUUGGAAUAAUAAUGAUGUUCAAACCAUUUCUUGCUGAGAAGAAGAAAACACAGUCAGAUCAGUUACAGUGAAAUCAAUAAUUUUUACUCAAGUCAUAUAGCAUCUCCCAGGAACUGCUAUCUAUUGCAGAGAUGAUAACCAGAUGCAUGAACUUUCUCAUAUUGAAGUUAAAUUAAUGGAACCAGUUCAAUUUGUAACUUGCCUUAACUGGUUAGGAGAAACCUAGGGAAGUGUAUAGGGAAAGGCCAAUUAAGCCUUACAGCCCCUUUUUUUUUCAAUUGUUUCAAUGUAGUAUGCAAUAUACUUUUUUACUAGUAUUGUUUUGUAAUCAUACUAUAAUAUACUACUUCUCAUAUCAUUUAUAAGGAAAAAAUAAAUUCACAUGGUUUAAGAAAAUCAUGCAUUAAAUUA
Molecule: messenger RNA, 1135 nt
Organism: Vigna umbellata (rice bean)
Lineage: Eukaryota; Viridiplantae; Streptophyta; Magnoliopsida; Fabales; Fabaceae
Source: RefSeq, a predicted model, not a curated record